GAUCGCGAUGCGGUCGUCGUCAUCACCGCCUCAUCCGGCCGCCACUGAUCCGGAAUGUCGACGGGGGCGAUCCAGGAAAGCCCCAGCGUUCCACGUCUCGGUGUUCAAGCACAUGGAGCUGCCGUGUGGGAGGGACUGGGCCGAGCUGCCCGCGGACGCCAUCUCGUGCAUCCUCCACAGGCUGGACCAGGUGGAGCUCCUGAUCGGUGGUGUGGCGGCGGUGUGCCGCUCCUGGCGCCGCGCCGCCCGAGAGGAGCCCGAGUUGUGGCGACGCAUCGAUCUGCGCGAUCUGCCCUAUAUUCCACCAUUCCAACCGGAGGCCAGCCUCGCGAAUAUCAUGAGUGCUGCACUGCGGCUCAGCGCAGGGCAGUGCCAUACCUUCUUCGGCGAGAUCCUCCACGAUGACCACUUCCUCCUCCUCGCUGAGCAGGCUCCGUUACUGAAGAGCCUUCAUCUUAUUAAAUGCCAUAAUAUCUCCAACCAAGGAUUUGCAAACGCAAUAAAAAGGUUCCACAUGCUUGACGAGCUUGAGCUUUUGUGGUGCUUAGGUCACCCACAAGUUCUCGAAACUAUCGCGGGAGUGUGCCCAGGCCUAAGGCACUUCAGACUUGUCAACAAUAGUUGGGGUUUUGGACCUAACGAUGAACGGAAAGCUCAUGCAAUCGCUAGGAUGCGAGAGCUACGUUCCUUGCAUAUUGUCAGUGAUAAAAUCGAUAAUGAAGGCUUGACAGUCAUCCUCGACAACUGUCACAACUUACAGUAUCUUAACAUGCACGAUUGCUGGAAUAUCAACAUGGAUGACAACCUAAGUGAAAAGUGCGCCCACAUCAACAUGGAUGACUGCGAGUACCUCCUGCCAUACGAUUCUUAUAGCUGUUGCAGUUAUCCGUUUUCUUGUUUUGAUGAUUACCAUGAUCUUUCUCUUUCUUACUACCUUGGUGACGAUAUUGAUGACAUGGAUGAAGAGCAUGGAAGAAUUAUUGACAUCAAGAGCAUGUGUAGGUACUUGUGCUAAUGUGAUACUGUAGAUUUGGAUGUUUUGAUGGGAGUUUCUGAUUGAGUGGUGCCUUCUAUUCUCAAAUGUAUUCACUUGUUUUGUUGCUUCAUUCUGGCCACGACAUCCCCAAGAGGAUCCUGCUUUCUUCAGAAUGUUUAAUGUCUAGAUUGUGUCUCGGUGUCAAGAUACAAUCCUCGGGAGAUAUAUGAUUCACUCAAAUAAAGGACACCGCGAUGAUUUUCUCCUUCGUUUUGCAAGAACAAGCAGAGCAAACAAAGAGAGGUGCCCAAGGUCAUGCCAUUAUAUUUCAGAACAAGGCGUGCCGUCAGAGUUACUUUUGAAUGUCGAAAUAUAAUGCCACUUGGAUUGUUGUAAUUUCUUAAUCAUAUAUAUGGUUGAUUAUAUUUCAUAUGUUCUCAGGUACCAACAUUGAAUUUACUUUGAGUUUAACUCUUCA
Molecule: messenger RNA, 1454 nt
Organism: Lolium perenne
Lineage: Eukaryota; Viridiplantae; Streptophyta; Magnoliopsida; Poales; Poaceae
Product: F-box protein SKIP19-like
Molecular function (GO): protein binding
Source: RefSeq, a predicted model, not a curated record